AUGUCAAACUAUCAGAGAAGACCGUAUGGCCGAGAUGGAAGCUAUGCUAUUGCCAACGGCCGUCAAACCGGUGUAUUUGAUAGCUAUAGGGACCAAGUACACCCCAGUACUGAUAGGUACUCGUCAAAUAUUCACCAGAGGUUCUCGUCUCGAGAAGCUGCCGAGAGGGCUUUGAAUAGAUCUGGAUCAUCCAAUAGUGGCACCGGGCGUCACUAUGCAGUUAGAAGCGGUCGGAACCCUGGAAUUUACCCCGACUGGAUUAGAGCUGCACCAGAAGUCCUCGGUCACCCUCACAACGAGCACCGCAGGUUUGAUAGUCGCUCCGAGGCUGAACGUUAUAUGAAUUGCGAGCGCUCUGGAAGGCUCACACCCGACAGUUCCUCUACCUCGAACUAUCAGACCUCAUGGUAUUCUCUUAGUAGCGAAUACGGAGGCAGAUUUGACUCGGCGAGGGAAUGUGCAAGCCGAAAUGACACAAGAAGUGAAUAUGGAGGUGACUGCGAAGAGAGGACCGGAUAUGCCUCUGCUGAGUAUCUCUACAAUGAAAGUGAUACCAACCGCGAAUACCCUACAGGUAAUAGUGGCUGUAGUGGAGGUUCUGGAUACGGCUAUGGUGGCGGAGAGUGUCGGAGUGGCUACGACUAUGAUGAUUACGAAGAUGAAGGCAAUGAUAGCAGGGAUAAUGGCGAUGGAGAUGAGGAUGACCACCAGGUUGGAGAUUGCGACUAUGAUGGUAAUCAUGACGGCGGUGACUAUGGAGAUGAUGGUUGCGGUCACGAUAAUGGAGAUUACGACGACUACGGUGACUACGACGAUGAUGGCUGUGAUUAUGAGAGCUUUUGA
Molecule: messenger RNA, 843 nt
Organism: Orbilia oligospora ATCC 24927
Lineage: Eukaryota; Fungi; Ascomycota; Orbiliomycetes; Orbiliales; Orbiliaceae
Exons: 3
Coding region: 1-843 (280 amino acids)
Source: RefSeq, a predicted model, not a curated record